Acomys russatus (golden spiny mouse) is the source of this 2265-nucleotide messenger RNA. RefSeq names its product angiotensin-converting enzyme-like protein Ace3. The record is from RefSeq and is a predicted model, not a curated record. Gene Ontology annotation, cellular component: plasma membrane. The transcript has 14 exons. Gene Ontology annotation, biological process: proteolysis. Bases 1 to 2265 code for a protein of 754 amino acids. Gene Ontology annotation, molecular function: metallopeptidase activity; peptidyl-dipeptidase activity. Lineage: Eukaryota; Metazoa; Chordata; Mammalia; Rodentia; Muridae.
AUGGACUUGCCUUGGACCUUCCCUGCUUGUGCUGCUCUAUUACGGCCAGCUCUUGCCGUGGCUCAGGACCGUGAGCGAGGCAAGCUUAGGGGGCGGCCCCUUCCCCAGGCCCACACGAUCCCCUUCCCUGCAGAUGAGUUCUACAACGAAACUCACGCAGAGAUGUUUCUGCAGCUCUAUGAGCAGACAGCCCAGGUUUUGUUGAACGAGUUCAUGGAGGCCACUUGGAGUUAUGUCACCAACAUCACCAAGAAAAAUCGAAAGAACAUGCUGCAGAAGGAGGUGGAGAGGUCUCAGCUCAUGUUAUACUUCGGCACCCGGGCCCGCCUGUUUAAGAAAGACCAUUUCCAGGACCCGGAAGUGAAGCGCAAGCUGAGUAAGCUGCAGAACGUAGACAAGUCGGCCUUGCCCACGGAGGAUCUCCGGGAGUACAACAGACUUCUGACCAACAUGGAGGCAAUAUAUAACACAGCCGAAGUAUGCCUGGAUGAGGGUCCCUGCUUGUCCUUGGAGCCUGACCUGGAAGAAAUCAUGGCCACCUCCAGGGAUCAGAAGGAGUUGCUGUGGGCCUGGCAGGGCUGGCGCGAUACUGUGGGUCGUGCUCUCCGUCCUACCUUCGAGGCCUAUGUACAUCUCAGCAACAAGGCUGCACAGUAUAAUGGGUACAAAGACAUGGGGGCUCUGUGGCGAUCUAAGUAUGAGUCUGACAGCCUGGAGGAAGACGUGAAGCAACUCUUUGAGGAGCUGCAGCCUCUCUACCUGAACCUACAUGCCUAUGUGCGACGCUCACUGUACCGCUACUACGGGCCUGAGCUCAUUGACCUGCGGGGUCCCAUCCCUGCCCACCUCCUGGGGAACAUGUGGGCUCAGUCCUGGGACAACAUCCUAGACCUGGUCCUGCCCUACCCAAAAAAGCCCCCUGAGGACAUCACAAAGAUCAUGAAGAGCCAGCACUGGAGGCCUGAAAAACUGUUUCAAGAGGCUAACCAAUUCUUUACCUCUAUGGGACUGCUGCCCGCCCCACCUGACUUCUGGUCAAAAUCAAUGUUGGAGAGGCCAGUGGAUGGGCGGGAAGUGGAGUGCCACGCCUCAUCAUGGAACUUCUACAAGCGUGAUGACUUCAGGGUAAAGAAGUGCACCGAGGUGACCAUAGAAGACCUGCUCUCCAUAUUCCACCAGAUGGGCCACAUCCAGUACUUCAUGCAGUCCCAGAACCUCUCUAUCAUCUUCCAAGAAGGCGCCAGCCCAGCCUUCGAAGAAGCUGUGGGGUCGGCCAUCACUCUCUCAGCCUCCUCCCACAAGCACCUGCUCAACAGAGGUCUGCUGAGCCGCGAAUACCAGGACUCAGAGGACGAGGUCAACUUCCUGUUAGGAAUUGCCUUGGAGAAGAUUCCCUUCGUUCCCUUCAGCUACAUGGUAGACCUGUUCCGCUGGAAGGUCUUUGACGGCACAAUUGAGAAGAACUCCUACAACCAGGAGUGGUGGAACCUCAGGCUGAAGUACCAAGGCCUAUGCCCACCCAUGCCUCGGUCAGAAGAGGAUUUUGACCCGGGUGCCAAAUUCCACAUUCCUGCCAACGUGCCCUACAUCCGAUACUUCCUCAGCCUAGUGCUCCAGUUUCAAUUUCAUGAAGCACUGUGCAGGGCCGCAGGCCACGUGGGCCCUCUGCACCGGUGUAAUAUCUAUAACUCCAAGGUGGCCGGGAAGAUCCUGGGGGAUAUCCUGAAGCUGGGCUCCAGCCGACCCUGGCAGGAGGUCCUGAAGGAGAUGACUGGGGAGUCCAACAUAUCCACCAAGGCCCUCAUGACCUACUUCAAGCCGCUGCUGAACUGGCUGGUGUCCGAAAACGUGAAGCAAGGAGACACUCUUGGCUGGCCAGACUACGGCUGUUCUUUUGAAGAAAAAGACACAAACAAAGUGUCGUUCCUGGGGAUGGAGCUGGAGCCUGAGCAGGCACACCUGGGGCAGUGGGUGCUGCUGAGCAUGAGCUUUGUCAUGCUCUUCCUCAUCCUGGGGCUGGGCUUCAGGCUGCACUACUUGGAGAAACGGUCACUGGACAAGGACACUAUGAUACUGAGCACACUGCCCUACACCUACUUCCUGGGCAUAGCCAUGGAACCCCGCCAGGCAGCCCGAAAACAGUGGAUUCUGCUGGGCCUGUGUUUCAUCCUCACCCUGUGCUCUGUUGGCCUGCUCAUUCGGAUCCUUACACAACACAGCAGGAAGCCUCCAUGGAUGAGAGCUGAAUGGCAGAGCUGGGAGUAG